Peromyscus eremicus (cactus mouse) is the source of this 569-nucleotide messenger RNA. RefSeq names its product serum amyloid A-5 protein-like. NCBI's taxonomy places the organism in Eukaryota, Metazoa, Chordata, Mammalia, Rodentia, Cricetidae. The coding region runs from base 1 to 396 and encodes 131 amino acids. The transcript is spliced from 4 exons. The record is from RefSeq and is a predicted model, not a curated record. Gene Ontology annotation, cellular component: extracellular region.
AUGAAGCUUCUCACUGGACUCAUUUUCUGCUCCUUGGUCCUGGGAGUCAGCAGUCAAAGCUGGGUUUCAUUCCUUAGCGAGGCUUACCAUGGGGCUGGGGAUAUGUGGCGAGCCUACUCUGACAUGAAGGAAGCCAACUGGAAAAACUCAGACAAAUAUUUCCAUGCUAGAGGGAACUAUGAUGCAGCCCAAAGGGGUCCUGGAGGAGUCUGGGCUGCUGAAGUCAUCAGAUUAGCUCUGGAGAGGGUCAUGCUAAUCUCAGAUCCCUCCUACUCUUGCUUAUCCAGGUACUGGCUCCACGAGGACUCUAUGGCUGACCAGGAAGCAAACAGAUGGGGCCGCAGUGGCAAUGACCCCAAUCACUACAGACCUAAAGGACUGCCUGACAAAUACUGAGCAUCCUCUUUAUUGCCCCAGGAGGCUGUGAUGUGGGCCCUGAGGACAGGGACUGGGGUUCUUCUUUCUCAUGAACACUGGAGUUGCUUGGGAACACACAAUAGUUAUCUCACAUGAAUAUGGACCAAAAGUUUCAAAACUGUGUUAUUCUUGGAGUAGUAACUACUGCUUGA